GUUACAAUCAAAGAUAUUAUUGACGCUACUGUAUAUAUGUGGUGAAACAUAUUGCAUUUUUGCAUUUGUAAUUUUAAUCAAAAAAAAAAUAUUUUUAAAGUUUAGUAAACAAAGUAUUAAGUGCGUCUAAUAGUUUAGUUCAAAAGCAAAUACAAACUCUCUAGUUUGCCAUGUAAUGAAGUUGAGAAAAUUUCUUUAUUUUCGGUAUUCCUCGUGUUAGCAUUUGGUAUACAAUAGUCAAGUACUUUGUUUAGAACUGACAAGAAAGAUUUAAUUAACUUUCAACAAUAGCAGUUCAAUCAGCUUUACUGUCGGUCCAUUUGACUGGCUAGUCUCCUUUGAGACUUACGGAAGAUAAAAUUUUGAAAUAAUGCGAGAAUUUAAAGUGGUUGUGUUGGGUUCGGGCGGUGUCGGCAAGUCUGCCCUUACUGUUCAAUUCGUUUCCGGGUGCUUUAUUGAAAAGUACGAUCCCACCAUUGAAGACUUCUACCGAAAAGAAAUAGAGGUAGACAAUUCCCCUUGCGUUCUGGAAAUUUUAGAUACGGCUGGUACAGAACAGUUUGCGUCAAUGAGGGAUUUAUAUAUUAAAAAUGGACAUGGGUUUAUUGUAAUGUAUUCGUUGACAAACCAUCAAACUUUUCAGGAUAUAUCAAGCAUGAAAAAUGUAAUAACGAGAGUUAAGGGAAGUCAACCGGCUCCAAUUUUACUAGUCGCAAAUAAAAUUGAUUUAGAUUGCCAAAGAGAAGUUUCUACUGAAGAAGGAAACGCUCUUGCACGACAAUGGGACUGUCCGUUUAUUGAAGCAUCAGCAAAAGAUAGAAUAAAUGUGAAUGAAGUAUUUGCAACCAUAGUACGCGAAAUGAAUAUGACACAGGAGAAACGUCAGAAAAAAAGUUACUGUUGUUGUACACUUUUAUAGAAAUAUUAAAAAUCGUAUUAAUAUAAAAUUAGCUCAAAAGUGUACGAGUAAUUGUAUUAUUUCAGUUCAAUAUUUUUUUGCUCCUAACUUUACUGUUUUUUUCCAAAGCCAUGCAAAUAUACGUAUAUAAAUGUUAUUUGUAUAACUUUAACGAAAGACUGGAAAUUCUUUAAAAUAUCAUAAACCACUUUUUAUCACGGUGGCAUCAAGCUUCAUUAAUAGGAUCGAUUUGAAAAAAAGCGAAUGCGUAUAAUACAAAUUUAAAUUUGAAAUCGAAUAAUAAAGUUUCCAAUAUACGGGAAAUAUAA
Messenger RNA from Anastrepha ludens (Mexican fruit fly), 1227 nucleotides. It is a transcript of the gene Rap2l, whose product is annotated as ras-related protein Rap-2c. Gene Ontology annotation, cellular component: plasma membrane. The transcript is spliced from 4 exons. Gene Ontology annotation, biological process: Rap protein signal transduction; negative regulation of cell migration. The record is from RefSeq and is a predicted model, not a curated record. Bases 371 to 919 code for a protein of 182 amino acids. Lineage: Eukaryota; Metazoa; Arthropoda; Insecta; Diptera; Tephritidae. Gene Ontology annotation, molecular function: GDP binding; GTP binding; GTPase activity.